Bursaphelenchus okinawaensis is the source of this 1182-nucleotide messenger RNA. NCBI's taxonomy places the organism in Eukaryota, Metazoa, Nematoda, Chromadorea, Rhabditida, Aphelenchoididae. The record is from the annotation of a GenBank genome assembly.
AUGAAAACAUUCUGUGGUUCCUAUAAACCAAAAGUAAAUCGGCGAUGCUUGGGAACGUUCUAUCUACAUGGGCAACAGUAUGGUUCAUUGGAAAAUGUGUUCUUUCUUUUGGAUUUGACGUACUUUCAGUUGUUUCUCAAGAAAACCAAACUGUGUUAUCAUGUCAGAGACCGGCUGUUUCAAGAUUUGCGUUGUUAUUUUGGUUUACUUACUGAAAAAGUGAGUGUUUUGUUGUUUUUCCGUUUUUAGGCGAUGCACUAAAGUUAAAAAUUACUAAUUAGAGAAGUUUUUAGGCUUAUCUGAUAAUAAUUUUUGAAAGAUCAAGUAAUUUGUGUCAGCUUGACUUUCAUGGGUAAGUCAACGUAUACUUUCAAGAUUUUCCAAGUUGCCUUUUAGUGUUGAGUGUGUUCUAUAAAAGCUUGAGGAUGGAGAGUGGAAUGUGGUUUUUGUCAACAUUGGGUGGUGGGUUUUCUUCACUGGGCGAUUGUGGAGAUCGUGAAUCGGUAAGUAUAAAAUAAUGAACUUAAGUAAAAACAGUGUAGUUACGUUUUUUUUUGAUAAAUGCUGACUUUAAGUUUUUUUAAAUACACAAUUUUAGGUAGGAGUGAGAAACGGGCCGGGUCUAAACCUUGGGCUCAAAAGUGGGCCCGGCCCGCUUCUCACCCCUAAUUUUAGGCUUUGAAAGCAUUGAAGAUUUCUGAAGCACAGUUUAAAGUGGCAUUAAAGAUGAACGACGAUUUUAUGUGUGGCAGAGCUAUCUUAUACUAUGGCACUGCUAUGGCUCAACUUGCUGAUUAUAACAAUGCUUUUAGAGCUGUUUUGUAAGUUUUUUUUAGAUUUUUUAUUUAGAGUAAACAUAUUAUGACCUUUAAAUUUUUCGAAUAUAGCGGAAUACUGAAAAUGUGCUGUAAUUUAUUAACCUAAUGGCUAAACCAGUAAUGUCUUGAUUUUUUCAUAUACAAUCAUUGUAUGCGUGACAUUUUCAGGCGUGUGUUUAUUUACUCUUUGCAAUAUAAUAACGAGGCAUUGUUUUGUAUGUCGGCUGCAUUGUACAUGAAAAUAGAGUAUUUGGCAGAUGCUGGCUUCAGAAGAAACAAACAGUUUAAAGCGCUUAAACGGUUAUACAAAAAUGUGCCUGCAAAAUACGAGCAUUCUUUGACAGCGAUUGACUUGUACGACUGA